Messenger RNA from Miscanthus lutarioriparius, 798 nucleotides. The record is from the annotation of a GenBank genome assembly. Lineage: Eukaryota; Viridiplantae; Streptophyta; Magnoliopsida; Poales; Poaceae.
AUGGAGGCCGCGCGCGCCAAGGACACGAAGGAGCGGCUGGCUGGCGUGGAGCGUCUGCACGAGGCGCUGGAGGCCGCGGCGCGACGCGGCCUGAGUGCCGGGGAGGUGACGUCCGUGGUGGACACCUGCAUGGGUCUCGCCAGGGACGGCAACUCCGCAUUGCCCAGGGAGGGCUGCAGGCGCUCUCCGCCGCCUCGGUGCUUGCCGGAGAUGUACAGAAACAUGGGAUAUCAGUUCCAUGAAGAGCUGCAGCGCCAUAAUCUACCUGCUUACAUGCUAAAGGAAAUAAAUUCAAGAUUGGAUAAAAUAGAGCCAAAUGCUCCCUCAUCCGAUGGAGCUAGAAUGCAUUGGUUCCUCCAUUGUCCUCAGCUAUCUGACCGAAGAUUGAGCAUAGUUAAACAGGUAUUUAACUACAAUAUAUCAAAGAUCCACGGAGUGGCUCCUACGUUAGAAAGGAUCAGAUCAGCAAAACUUGGUGCAGCAGCCAUUUCAUAUAAAGUUCAGAUGGCUACGAAAAGGAAGAGCCCCGCGGACCAUGGUGGUAAUUCAUUUUCUGUUCGAUUAGGGCAGCAUAACAACAUUUUUAGGUUUGAAAAUUUUGAAGAUGAUAAGAGUGUUGUUUUGAUGGAAGCUCAUUUAGAAAUGAUGCAAAAGUUCAUUAACUUUUGUAAGGAGAAGGAGUCCUUUAAAAGAAAUGCAUUCAAGGAGAAGCUUACAACAUAUUUCGGAGGGCAUUUGCCUUCUGAUAUAAUUCAUAUUGGAAGUGCCAUUACUGUAAUCUGCGAGCAGAAAGCUUAG